AAUGGAUUCAUCAGCUGCGCAAAGGGUUUGUACAAUAUGGUAAAACACUUCUGUGUGUCUUGAGAAAAUCACCCUGAGCCAAGGAGGGAGAGAUUUGGUUUUCUGCAUUGGGCAUUAGAUGAAGAUGUUGUCUUAUCGUGAUAAUAAUCUUUGCUCAUGAAAAGAACCCGUUGUGUAAACACCAAAUAACAGGACAAACGAUAUGACAUUUCUUCUUACAUCAGUCAUUACACUUAUGUCCUAAAAGCACAGUUCAUUGUCAUUUUUUGCCUCUAACAUCUUGUUAUAAUACCCGAUACACUGUCUAAACCAUGGUGGACAACCGUUAUGCCACAGCGCUGGUCAUCGGCUCUGUGCUGAGCCUACUUGCCUGUGUCUAUCUCUCUGUUGCCAUUGGAACACAGAACUGGUACCAGUACCACAGCCAGCCGGCCAGCAAUGAUGCAAAUAACGGUUCAGAUCUGCACAACCUGCGGCAGGACUUUGAGGGAGAGGAUGUGGAUGAGCGGACCUACAGUGUGGCUCUGUUCAGGCUUAACGGCACUCUGGGUCUUUGGUGGCGCUGUCUUCUAGUUCCCCAAGACUCGUACUGGUUUAAAGAGCCUGAUCCAACACUGGUGACUAAAUGUCAGGCCUUUACUUUACAGCAGCAGUGGGAAUCCAAGUAUAAAUCCCCUGGAAAUAUCAACAGUGGAGAUGAUCUGCUCCGCACCUGUCUGUGGAAGUGUCAGUUCCUUUUGCCACUGGUGUCUGUGGGGCUGGUGUUUCUAGGCGCAUUAAUUGGAGUGUGUGCCUGCCUUUGCCGCAGUAUCACACCCACCCUGUUUGUAGGGCUGCUGCAUCUACUGGCUGGCCUGUGUUCUUUGGCUACAGUAUGCUGUUUCCUUGCGGGUGUGCACCUGCUCCAUGAGAUAUCCGAUCUGCCCGAGGGGAUGGACCACUCUCCAGGCUGGUCCCUGUUCCUGGCGCUGGUCUCUUCUCCACUGCAGAUGAUGGCUGCUGCACUCUUCAUAUGGGCUGCCAGGAGCCACCGCCAACACUACACUCGAAUGACAGCCUACAGAGUUGCCUAGGCAACAGAGGACUCACUAUAGUGUUGCUCAAGCAGCUGUCCAGUCUCACACGAACAACACUCACAUGUUUGCUUUAGCAGCUGCUCUACCACUAACAAACAAGCUGUUCUUUUAGAAAGGUUGCAAAGGAAACGGCAUGAACUCACUGCCCACUGUCAGUAGAUUCAAUUAAUGGAAUAGUUCAUUUAAAAGGAAAAUUCUGUCAUCAUUUACUCACCUUCAUGGUUUUCUAAUGCGGAACCCUAAAGGAGAAAUUUGGAAGAAUGCACUGGUCGCUCUUUUCCAUAUAAUUGGAAUAAAUGGAGACUGGAGCUUUCAAGCCUUAAAAUGGAUGCAAAAAGCACCAUACAUUUAUUGUAAAGGUGAUCCAUACAGUCGUAGCUUUUUUUAAUAGUAAUUUUUCACUUGCCGCUUUGUGAAUCGGAUCAAUUGAUUCAUUGAAAAAAGAUUUUUAAAAAACUUGAGUUUUUUCUGUUUACGAAUCGGACAUUACUACAACUCUCACAAAUGCACCACAGAGAGAUAGAUGUCGAGAUUUUCUGUGAAUAACAUCUUAUUUAUUCAUUAUUCCAGUUUGGAAUGACAUGAGGGUGAGUAAAUAAUGACAGAAUUUCCACUUUCGAGUGAACAAUUCCUUUAGCACACUGUCCACUCAAAGCACUCCCCUGUGAAUGCUUGCAUCACAUGAAGGAUUUUCUGUCUAAUCUGCCUUUUUAACCACUCUGUUAAGCUCUGUGCUGUAUAUCCUAUAAACAAAAACAGAAAAACAACGGCUCAUAAACAGGUAAACUGUCGCUCCACAUUCACCAGAGAAAAAAAGAAGCAUACUAUUGUUGUCUGGGCUUUACCCCUUUUUUAUGACAUUUUGAAGUCUCAAACUCAGUGGUUCUCAACUGGUUUUGCAGAUUCAAGUGAUAGAUGAAUUUGCGCAAAAAUACUUUAGUUUGAUUGGAUGCACAGGCUUCGACGUCAGCGAAAAUGUUUAUAAGCCUAUUUAUUUUGCUAUUCAGUUAGUUGCAUUUUAUUAUUUGCACUUAGCAUUGUUUUUUCCCUGCCGUCUGUGACCCUAUCAGUACAGACCUGCAACCCAUUUUUGGGUCAUUACGAGAGCUAGACCGAUAUAUCAGUUUUACUGAUUAAUUGGUGCCGAUAGUUGUUUUUUGUUAACUAUCAGUUAUCUGCAAAAAUCUAUGCCGAUCUUUAUUCUGCAUUUCAAAAUAAGAGUUCCCGGUGUGCUUCAGGCUUGUUUAUACUUAGAUGUCACCUCUUUAUGCACCAAAUCUUUUUUAUCUGGUUAUUAUUGGGAUUUUGGUUGAACAAAAAACUGCAUCUGAGAUUUUAUUCAUUUUGGACUCUUUGCCUUUACCCUCCUUGGUAAAAAAAAAAAAAAAAAGAAUAAGAAAUGUUGGGGCCUGGGUAGCUCAGUGGUAAAAUACGCUGGCUACCACCCCUGGAGUUCGCUAGUUCGAAUCCCAGGGCGUGCUGAGUGACUCCAGCCAGGUCUCCUAAGCAACCAAAUUGGCCCAGUUGCUAGGGAGGGUAGAGUCACAUGGGGUAACCUCCUCGUGGUCGCUGUAAUGUGGUUUGUUCUCGGUGGGGCGCAUGGUGAAUUGAGUGUGGUUGCCGCGGUGGAUGGCGUGAAGCCUCCACACGCGCUAUGUCUCCGUGGCAACGCGCUCAACAAGCCACGUGAUAAGAUGUGCGGGUUGACUGUCUCAGACGCGGAGGCAACUGAGAUUCGUCCUCCGCCACCCGGACUGAGGCAAAUCACUAUGCGACCACGAGGACUUAGAGCGCAUUGGGAAUUGGGCAUUCCAAAUUGGGAGAAAAAGGGGAAAAAUCCCCAAAAAAUAAAAAAAAGUAUAAGAAAUGUUUUUGACAUUCUAUAAAUCGAUUUUAAAAACUAUCGGUUGAUUAAUCAGUUAUCAGCCAUUCCCACCACCUUAGUUAUACUUCCAAUUCGACUCGAAAGCUCAGCAUCUGCGUACACGUGAACGCGUGCCUGUCCAAGUAUACUCCGUUUAACAGUGCAAAUAUCUGCAAAAUCCACUAUCGGUCAACCCACGAGUUGAGAACCACUGUUUUAACCCAGCACUCGCUUUAUAUUUAUGUCAGGUGUAACAUUUUGUUUGUCUUGUGUUUUUAUUCACUUGAUAAUAGAUUGUGUUGUAGCUUCCCAACAAUGACAUUACUUUUUAUGAAGAAAUUAGUAAAUUGUGAAUUAGUGUUUUGCAAUCCCAAGAAUGCAGUAAGGUGUUGCCAGGCCCAAAAGACUGAAGGUUUGUAUCUGACAUAAGCAUUAACCACUUGAGCCUUGGUGUGUUUUCUGAAAUGUUUGUUGUGGUUAUUUAUUUUUUGUUCUUUUGCUUUGCAUUUGUUUAUGGUGUGUUGUUCCCCAUUUUGUUUUUGUUUUUUUCUUUAAGAAUAUACAAUGGCGGCCAAAAGUUUGGAAUAAUGAUCAGAUUUUGCUCUUAUGGAAAGAAAUCGGUACUUUUAUUCACCAAAGUGGCAUUCAACUGAUCACAAUGUAUAGUCAGGACAUUAAUAACGUGAAAAAUUACUAUUACAAUUUGAAAAAAAUGUUCAGAACUUCUUAAACUACUUCAAAGAGUUCUCAUCAAAAAAUCCUCCACGUGCAGCAAUGACAGCUUUGCAGAUCCUUGUUAUUCUAGCUGUCAGUUUGUCCAGAUACUCAGGUGACAUUUCACCCCACACUUCCUGUAGCACUUGCCAUAGAUGUGACUGUCUUGUCGGGCACUUCUCACGCACCUUACAGUCUAGCUGAUCCCAAUAAAAACUCAAUGGGGUUAAGAUCCAUAACACUCUUUUCCAAUUAUCUGUUGUCCAAUGUCUGUGUUUCUUUGCCCACUCUAACCUUUUCUUUUUGUUUUUCUGUUUCAAAAGUGGCUUUUUCUUUGCAAUUCUUCCCAUAAGUCCUGCACCCCUGAGUCUUCUCUUUACUGUUGUACAUGAAACUGGUGUUGAGCGGGUAGAAUUCAAUGAAGCUGUCAGCUGAGGACAUGUGAGGCGUCUAUUUCUCAAACUAGAGACUCUGAUGUACUUAUCCUCUUGUUUAGUUGUACAUCUGGUCUUCCACAUCUCUUUCUGUCCUUGUUAGAGCCAGUUGUUCUUUGUCUUUGAAGACUGUAGUGUACACCUUUGUAUGAAAUCUUAAGUUUUUGGCAAUUUCAAGCAUUGUAUAGCCUUCAUUCCUCAAAACAAUGAUUGACUGAUGAGUUUCUAGAGAAAGAAGGUUUUUUUUUUUUUUUUGCCAUUUUUGACCUAAUAUUGACCUUAAGACAUGUCAGUCUAUUGCGUACUGUGGCAACUCAAAAACAAAGACAAUGUUAAGCUUCAUUUAACGAACCAAAUAGCUUUCAGCUGUGUUUGAUAUAAUGGCAAGUGAUUUUUCUAGUACCAAAUGAUCAAUUUAGCAUGAUUACUCAAGGAUAAGGUGUUGGAGUGAUGGCUGCUGUCUAGAUUUGAUCAAAAAUGACUUUUUUCAAAUAGUGAUGGUGCUGUUUUUUACAUCAGUAAUGUCCUGACUAUACAUUGUGAUCAGUUGAAUGUCAAUUUCCUUCCGAAACAGCAAAAUCUGUACAUUAUUUGGCCGCCAGUGUAUUUCAACAUGUACAUUACAUUUGUUUAGUAACUUUUAGAUUACAGUUUUUAUUUACUUUUUUAUGGUUCAGGUAGCCGUUUAAAGCUGCAGUUUAUAUACUUAUUUCUGCUAUGAUUUUUCCCGCUAUUUUGUCAUCCAAAUGUACCGAUUUUAAAAGAUUUAUUGUCGUACUUCAGUUUUGGAUUGCAUAGUGAGAUGUGUGACAUCGAAAAUACCCCAAGUUCGCUCUGAAGACUGGGUUGUCCAAACUAAUACAAGACACUCCCUUUUUUUUUUUUUCUCAGGCAAAAUGUCGACAAAUAUGGUGCUUGGAGUGAUAUAAAUAACACAAAUAGAGGUCUUGUUUUGGUUUGUGCAUCACCAUUUUAUUUUGAAUUUG
Molecule: messenger RNA, 5074 nt
Organism: Myxocyprinus asiaticus (Chinese sucker)
Lineage: Eukaryota; Metazoa; Chordata; Actinopteri; Cypriniformes; Catostomidae
Product: claudin domain-containing protein 1-like
Exons: 5
Coding region: 312-1073 (253 amino acids)
Cellular component (GO): membrane
Source: RefSeq, a predicted model, not a curated record